Erythranthe guttata (spotted monkey flower) is the source of this 1953-nucleotide messenger RNA. RefSeq names its product dihydrolipoyllysine-residue acetyltransferase component 2 of pyruvate dehydrogenase complex, mitochondrial. Lineage: Eukaryota; Viridiplantae; Streptophyta; Magnoliopsida; Lamiales; Phrymaceae. Gene Ontology annotation, cellular component: pyruvate dehydrogenase complex. The record is from RefSeq and is a predicted model, not a curated record. Gene Ontology annotation, biological process: pyruvate decarboxylation to acetyl-CoA. Gene Ontology annotation, molecular function: dihydrolipoyllysine-residue acetyltransferase activity.
ACAAAAACAAAAUGCGCACCCACCUGUAACCCGCUUGCCCUUUUCGGGUUUACAAAAGCCAACUCCAACAUUCCACAAAUUUGGUCUCAAUCUCGUGAAGAACAGGGAAUUCUGCAAUGGCGUACGCUGCUCGAAUCUUCAAUCACUCUAAAAAGCUCCGACAGACCCAUAAUGUUUUACGAGAUCGUGCCAUUUCCUUACGGUGGUUUACGACUGAUGCUGGGCCUUCGGUUGAUAAGAUAGAUGGUAUUUCGAGGCCCAGGCCACUUGGUAUUGUACCUGGAGACAAGAAUGGCUUUACUCCCAGUCACCAAUCAAUAAACGGAAGCACGAUAUCAGCUGUAAGAAUGAACAAAGGAAAUGGUUUUUGGGAAGCGAGGAAAGUUCAUGCGCCCGCCAUAGGCAUGCUGUACAAAAGUCAACCACAAAACUCUGUUAGAAGCUUUUCAACAAAUACAGGUUUUCCACCACACCAAGAGAUUGGGAUGCCUUCUUUAUCACCUACAAUGAUGGAGGGUAAUAUUGCAAGGUGGUUGAAGAAAGAGGGUGACAAAGUUACUCCUGGAGAAGUACUUUGUGAAGUGGAAACUGACAAAGCAACUGUGGAAAUGGAAUGCAUGGAGGAAGGAUAUCUGGCAAAAAUUUUGUGCGGGGAUGGUUCUAGUGGGAUUAAAGUUGGUGAGGUAAUUGCCAUAACUGUUGAGGAAGAGGAGGAUAUUGCCAAGUUUAAGGAUUACACUCCUUCAACAUCAGAUGCUGCACCCGCACCUGAAGCUCCGUCUGCUCCAACUCCACCAAAGCAAGAAGUUUCAGAAGUGCCUGUUACUUCUGCAGAGCCAAAAGCUUCCAAGCCUAGUACACCGUCUUCAGGAGAUCGUGUUGUUGCUAGUCCUCUUGCUAAGAAACUUGCAGAAGAUCACAACGUAUCUCUUUCAAGCAUCAAAGGAACUGGCCCUGAUGGGCGUGUUGUGAAGGCUGAUAUUGAAGAUUAUCUUGCUUCGCAUAGUAAGGAAGUUCUAAAAGCUCCUAAAGUUGACUCCACAACCUCUUCUCCUCUAGAUUACACUGACAUCCCUCAUUCACAAAUUAGAAAGGUGACAGCAUCACGGUUGUUGCAAUCAAAACAAACCAUCCCACACUAUUACCUAACUGUGGAUACAUGUGUUGACAAGCUUAUGGAAUUGCGUAGCCAGCUGAAUGCAUUGCAAGAGGCUUCGGGUGGGAAAAGGAUUUCUGUUAAUGAUCUGGUUAUUAAGGCCGCUGCUUUGGCUCUUAGAAAAGUUCCUCAGUGUAACAGUUCAUGGACAAAUGACUACAUUCGACAGUAUCAGAAUGUGAAUAUUAACAUAGCUGUGCAAACGGACAAUGGAUUGUACGUACCUGUAAUAAGGGAUGCUGACAAGAAAGGUUUAUCAAAGAUUUCUGAAGAAGUCAAGUAUUUUGCUCAGAAAGCAAAAGAAAACACAUUAAAACCAGCAGAUUACGAGGAUGGUACAUUUACAGUAUCAAACUUAGGAGGGCCUUUUGGCAUCAAGCAAUUCUGCGCCAUCAUCAAUCCACCACAGUCAGGCAUUUUAGCAGUUGGCUCCGCUGAGAAGAGAGUAAUACCUGGUAUCGGUCCCGACCAGUUUAAGUUUGCUUCAUUCAUGCCUGCAACACUAAGCUGUGAUCAUCGUGUAAUUGAUGGUGCCAUUGGAGCAGAAUGGUUAAAGGCCUUCAAAGGUUACAUAGAGAAUCCAGAGACAAUGUUGCUUUAAAAUUAGUUUUUUACAGCUUUCUCUCUCUAAAAAUUCUUGUGCUGUGAUGACAAAUGCAAUCACAGAUGUUCUUUUUUUCCAAACUUGUAUGUAAUAAUGUUCAUUCUCAGAGGAACUAUUCUAGGAGGGUAACAUAUUCUUUGAAUAAUCGGUGUCGGUUUUCCGAGGCAAAUAAUUUUCCAUUUUUGCUCGUCUC